AUGGAAUCUUGUGGAGAUUGCCACAGCGAAAUCUAUCCCCCCCACCUCCCUCGAGGGAUUGCCUCUUCCCUCCAACAAACACCAUUGCUCCACAAGGCGAGUAAUUUCGCCAAUUCCUCCGAACACAGUCAAGAUUUUGACAGGAUCCUGAAGUCACAGCUUGGUAUUAUGUAUGUAGGACUCUCCCAUCUCCGAUCAACAUUCUUUGGAGGCGUCUGUGGUCUCCAAACAGGAUCUGAACCUGUAUUUCAAAGAUGCACAGGGGAUCGAAAUGCGCUUUUUGUCAAUGGAUGGACAGGAUGGCCCGACAAUGCAAACCAGGGAGGUGUCUUAAGCUGGUUUGCAGGCCUGAGCGAGAAGUUGGCAAAAUUCUCAGCGGACUACGAUCCUCUGUCGGCAGUGGCGGAAGGAGAAUAUCAUCCCCCUGCCAGCUGA
Penicillium expansum is the source of this 435-nucleotide messenger RNA. RefSeq lists its product as uncharacterized. NCBI's taxonomy places the organism in Eukaryota, Fungi, Ascomycota, Eurotiomycetes, Eurotiales, Aspergillaceae. The record is from RefSeq and is a predicted model, not a curated record. The coding region runs from base 1 to 435 and encodes 144 amino acids. The transcript has a single exon.